CCAACAUCGGCAUCAUAAAGCAGGCACGUCACAACGGCCUCCGUUCAAUUCGCCUUAUAAUAGCCCCAACGAAACACCCUUUCGUGUCCAGUCUCCGCUCAAGUCCGGCUACCUGUACGUCUCUCUCGUGUGUCCGAGCACCUGAAGGUGUACGCGCGAGUCUUGCUAUCGGGGUGAAUUCGUCUCUUGUGUGUGUGUGCGUGUGCGUGCGUGUGUCUGACUAGCCCGCGUUGAUUGACUCCUCUGUUUGCCUACCCGUGUGCAUGGCUGCUUAGUCUCACCAUAAACUUGACAUCUCUCGCUGAGUCCGCAGCCAGCUCACAAUCCCACCACCAACAUCACCACCACCAAACACCACCACCGCCCUCUCGCGACGUUCGCCUUUGGACCUGGGAGGAGGAGGAGCAAGAGAAAGACGAGCAGGGGGAUCAAGCAGGAGAGGAGGAGGAGAGGAGAUCUCAGGCAUCAUGAUGGAGUGGUCUCUGGUUCGGCUCUUGGGAGCCGCCCUGCUCUGCUUGGCUCCGCGGGGAGGCGCCGCUGUUGGGGUCGGCCCCUGCCUCGGCGUGGACCAGCUGAGCGACCCCGUGGCACAGUUCCUUUGCUCUCGGGCCUGUAACGGUGACUGCGGAGCCUGGCUCUUGCCUGAGCGCGCCGCCCUAAUGGAGGAGGCGGAUGCCGCCCGGGGAGCCCAAGGCGAGCGGCCGGGCCCGGAGGCCUGGGGCCAGCAGGCUGGCAAUGACGAGGUGGUGGACGACGAGGUGGUGGACGACGAGGUGAUGGAGGACGAGGAGGAGCCACUGAGGCGCUCCCUGGGCUACGCCGUGGGGCACUUUCGGUGGGGCAAGCCGGCGAACCGCAAGAAACGGCCCGUGAAGGUCUUUGUGGAGCCCGGCUCGGAAGACUCUCAAGAUCUCUCCGAGAGAGCCAUCAUCUCAAACAAUGACCUACAGCCACAUCAACACGAACAACAACAACAUCAUCAACAGCAGCAGCAGCAACAUCGCCACCACCAAGUCGAGCAGAACGGUUUCACUGCAGCCGAAGCGUCCCGUGCGAUCGCCUCCUCCUGGCCCUGGAUCCUUUCGCCCGGGGCCGUUCCUAUGGCCGGUGCCGCCGGGAUAGGCGGGCCUGUGAGGUCUCAAGACGAAGUGGGGCUUGGGCCGCGGCGACAGAGUAAGCGCUACGGAGGUUUCCACGUCCACGGCGAGCCUCCGGCUGCCAAGACACCCCUCAUGGUGCUGUUUAAGAUGUUCAAAGGCAGGGAUGGGAAGUCUCAAUAAAUCGGGUGGGCGCUGGAGGGAUAGUAACGAUGGAUGAAUAAAUAAAUAAGGAACUGGAAACUCA
Molecule: messenger RNA, 1344 nt
Organism: Petromyzon marinus (sea lamprey)
Lineage: Eukaryota; Metazoa; Chordata; Hyperoartia; Petromyzontiformes; Petromyzontidae
Biological process (GO): neuropeptide signaling pathway
Molecular function (GO): neuropeptide hormone activity
Source: RefSeq, a predicted model, not a curated record